UAAACCAGGAAGUGGCCACCGAGACAGAUUGCGCUAAAUUGCUUAAGUCCCGCCUACUUUUCCCUCAUUCUCUCACGCAAUUGGUCCUCACUCCCACAUUGAACCUUCCGAUUGGUGGCCUGUUCGCCUCCGCCUCGCCGCUAUUGGCCAGCGUCGCCUGAGAAAGCUCCCGGUCCCUCCUUUGUGUGCGGCUGUGUGGGCACCAGCGAGGCGGGACUAAAGCCCAACACAGUGCCGUGCGAGGCGGGACUAAAGCCGCAGACUAAAAAGGAUUGGAGAGACUGAUGGAAGCUUGGGAACGCACCGCUGAAAAAGGCGCUAGAAGGACGGCUAGGAGAGUGGCGGGCUAGCGGCUAGCAGCGGAGAAGUUGUCACCAAGCUGCGGUGAAAAGUGGGAUUUGAUGGCAGUCUAGCAGGACUAGAGACCCGGCGGAGGAAGGCAAGACCCAGGACACCGAGGAGCCAUGUACACCACCACCUCUCUGCAACUGCCCAAGCAGGACGAGGAGGAGGAGGAGGAGGAGGAAGAUGAGGAGCAAGGGGAGGAGUUUGUGUUUGAUGACAGCGAAGGCGAGGAGACGCGCCAGGAGGGCGGCGAAGGGCUCGGUAUUCGUGGCGUCUUCGUGCAACCAGAGUCCAAACCAGCGUCACAAGCUGUGCCAGACGUCACACAACAGGACGGAGGUGCCCGCAAGGAAGCGUCCAUUUCCACCCAAGAUGUUCCAGUGGGAGAGUCAGCCAGCGGCGGAGCCUCGGAAGGACUCCAGUCCAAUGCCUCGGCUCCGCGUGAGAAAGAGGAGCUUCUAUCCCGUCCUGCGAGGCCAUCGGCGCGAGACGGCGGCACGGAAACCGUGCAGGCACGCCCGGACGUCCCUGAAGCAUCAAAUGAAAGCGAAAGUAACUCCAGGACUGAAGACUCUUCAGAGGUCAUCUAUGAUGACGUUCCUGUGAGGAGGCCCUCUCCCUGA
Entelurus aequoreus (snake pipefish) is the source of this 968-nucleotide messenger RNA. Its product is annotated as major centromere autoantigen B-like. NCBI's taxonomy places the organism in Eukaryota, Metazoa, Chordata, Actinopteri, Syngnathiformes, Syngnathidae. The coding region runs from base 465 to 968 and encodes 167 amino acids. The record is from RefSeq and is a predicted model, not a curated record. The transcript has 5 exons.